UCUACUCCUCUACUACUCCAGUGUAGCAUAGCGCCCAAGCUAGCUCUACUCCAGUGGCUAGAUUCGUCGGCCUCCCUCUGGACGUCUAUAUAUAAGCAGGCCUAGUGGCCCGAGAUCAAUCCAUCCUUCAGCUGAGUCCAAUCCAACCAACACAAGGAGUUCAUCAGCUUGCAACGGUUUUCUGUAAUGGAGGCCAGGACCGCCAUUGCGCUGCUCCUCGCGCUCGUGGUCGCCGCGAGCUUCCUGUGCGACGGCGUCCACAGCCGCCACCACCACCACAGCAAGCGCCACUCGGCCCGGCCGCCGUCCCACGCGCCUGGGCCUUCGGGCCCGAGGCGGGCUCCUUCACCUAGCCACUCGUCUCCUUCUGCGCCACCGCCUCCAAUGCCGGGAGCGCCCGCCCCCGCGCCGUCCGACGACGGCGACAGCGUGUACGACGUCAUCAAGGACUUCGGCGCGGUCGGGGACGGCGUGACGGACGACACGGACGCGAUCAAGACCGCUUGGGACACGGCCUGCCAGGAGGACGGGGAGAGCGUCGUCCUCGCGGCCGCCGGGCACUCGUUCCUGGUGCACACCACCACCUUCACCGGGCCGUGCCAGGGCAGCGUCACGCUGCAGAUCGACGGCGCGAUCGUGGCGCCGAGCGAGCCCACGGCGUGGCCGGCCAACAGCAAGCGCAACUGGCUCGUGUUCUACAAGGCCGACGGCACGUCGCUGCGCGGCUCCGGGCUCAUCGACGGCAAGGGGCAGAAGUGGUGGGACCUCCCCUGCAAGCCUCACAAGGGAGGAAGCACGCACGGACCUUGUGACAGCCCAGUGGCGCUUAGGUUUUUCAUGAGCAACAACGUGACGGUGCAAGGGCUCAAGGUGCAGAACAGCCCGGAGUUCCACUUCCGGUUCGACAGCUGCCGCGGCGUGCGCGUCGACAGCCUCUCCAUCAGCUCCCCGGCGCUGAGCCCCAACACCGACGGCAUCCACGUCGAGAACACCCAGGACGUCCUCAUCACCAACACCGUCGUCUCCAACGGCGACGACUGCGUCUCCAUCGGCGCCGGCACCCUCAACGUCCACAUCGAGAACGUCACCUGCGGCCCCGGCCACGGCAUCAGCAUCGGGAGCCUGGGGAAGCAGGGGUCGCGGGCGUGCGUGGCCAACAUCACGGUGCGCAACGCGGUGAUCAGGCACUCGGACAACGGCGUGAGGAUCAAGACGUGGCAGGGCGGCUCCGGGUCGGUGUCGGCGGUGACCUUCGAGAACGUGCGCAUGGACGCCGUGCGCAACCCCAUCAUCAUCGACCAGUACUACUGCCUCACCAAGAGCUGCGAGAACGCCACCACGGCCGUCUUCGUCUCCGACAUCACCUACGCCGGCAUCCGGGGCACCUACGACGUGCGCGGCCCGCCCAUCCACUUCGGCUGCAGCGACGCCGUGCCAUGCACCAACAUCACCCUCUCCGGCGUCGAGCUGCUGCCGGCCUCCGGGGACACCGUCGACAGCCCCUUCUGCUGGAACGUCUACGGCAACACCACCACGCCCAUUGUGCCGCCGGUGGCCUGCCUCAUAGAGGGCGUGCCCAAGAACGUGGAUGAAACUAGCAGCUUGAAGUGUUACUGAUGACGCCACCAUCGCACGUCCCUCCCUUAUACUAGAUGAGGAAGUAAUUAAAUCCAGAGAAAAUAUAUUAGGCCGCCAGAAGGAAAAAAAAACUUAGUGAAAGUAUGGUCGUGUAGUAUAAAUUACCUAUAUAUUGUAUAUAGAAAGAUGAAAAUGUAACAGUAUGAGAAGAUUUGUGUGACAGUUACCAGAAUAUACAUGCAGAAUGCUCUGUUUUUUUUUUU
Messenger RNA from Hordeum vulgare subsp. vulgare (domesticated barley), 1841 nucleotides. Its product is annotated as polygalacturonase At1g48100-like. Gene Ontology annotation, biological process: carbohydrate metabolic process. The transcript is spliced from 3 exons. The record is from RefSeq and is a predicted model, not a curated record. Lineage: Eukaryota; Viridiplantae; Streptophyta; Magnoliopsida; Poales; Poaceae. The coding region runs from base 187 to 1617 and encodes 476 amino acids. Gene Ontology annotation, molecular function: polygalacturonase activity.